AUGGUGUGCCUCCGGGAGGAGCCCGGCUGGUUCGGGCAGAUCGGCCGCCUGGCCUCUGCGGUGGCGGGCCGCGGCGUGAAGGAGGAGAUGGAGUGCAAGGCCGACCCCCUGGACGGCGUGCACUGGAAGUCUUUCGACCUCGCGGACGCCAUGGAGGCUGGCCUCGCGGCGGAGAUCACCACCAGCUUCACGGCGGCCCCUCCUCCUGGCAGGGGUGCUUCCCGCCUGGUGGUGGAGCGGUCCAUUGACCGCAUGCAGCACCUCCUGAGGGGAGAGAACGACGAGCCGCUGCUGCUGGCGAUCUGCGACGAGCAGGACCCGUCGAGGAUCCACUUCUACGUGCCGACGGGCGGCGACCCGCCCCUGGCCCUGGGCCCCGCCUUCACGCUCGCGGCCGAGGACGACGACCAGAGCUCCUGGACGCUCACCACGGACCGCUGCGAGUGCUGCGAGUUCUUGCCCGCGCCGCGCGGGUGCUGCUCCCCGGGGGACAGGCGAGGCUGCAGGCGGGAGCUCGCCCGCAUCUACCACACGCGGGAGGACUUCGGGCAGUGCAGCAUGAUCUCCAUGGAGGUGGAGUUGCCGGCGCUGCAGCCGGACAACUCGCCGAGCCUCUGGUGCGACAGCUCCGGGGGCGCAGAGGGGAAGCAGAGGCUGCUCCUGGAGUCGAGGAGGCCGUCCUGGAACGCCCGCCUGAAGAGCCUGAUCCUGGACUUCCACGGGCGCUGCUCCGAGGCCUCCAUUCAGAACGUCCAGCUGGACCUGGUGACGGGCGACGAGUUCGAGGACGACCCCCCAAAGAAGGGAGAGCCCGAGCUUCUGUUCGGCAAGACCGGGCUGGGCACCUUCGUGCUGGAUUACAAGCACCCCCUUGGGACGGUGCAGGCGUUCGCGAUCGCGCUCACAACAAACAUGUGGCGCUAG
Molecule: messenger RNA, 924 nt
Organism: Prorocentrum cordatum
Lineage: Eukaryota; Dinophyceae; Prorocentrales; Prorocentraceae
Source: the annotation of a GenBank genome assembly